Iphiclides podalirius (scarce swallowtail) is the source of this 237-nucleotide messenger RNA. Lineage: Eukaryota; Metazoa; Arthropoda; Insecta; Lepidoptera; Papilionidae. The record is from the annotation of a GenBank genome assembly.
AUGAUUAUUCACAUCUGGUGGUGUUCUGCCUUCCUGGUGUUGCACUUCCACUUCGCUCUAUCCGACGCGUUACCUCACUCACCGGAGGAAAUGCAGAAACGGACCGGACGCCGACGCAGACUGUCAGCUGUGGCGGCGACGAGGCCUAAUAUGCGGCCAUCGCACUCACCAACGGCCGGCGACGAGUCAGCGAUGCGCAAGACCAAACCCCCGGACAUUAGCGAGCGUACCAUCGAG